Molecule: messenger RNA, 1650 nt
Organism: Danio rerio (zebrafish)
Lineage: Eukaryota; Metazoa; Chordata; Actinopteri; Cypriniformes; Danionidae
Gene: panx1a
Product: pannexin 1a
Biological process (GO): positive regulation of interleukin-1 production; monoatomic cation transport; transmembrane transport
Cellular component (GO): plasma membrane; endoplasmic reticulum membrane; gap junction
Molecular function (GO): channel activity
Source: RefSeq, marked provisional
AGGAAGAAAAAGCAAAACUUAAAACGAAGAAGAAAAACAAGAACAAAAGCGAAAUGUACACGGUAACGCUGUCCUCGCUUGAGUAUUCGCUUCUAAAAGCGCCUAACUUCAUUUAACGCAAUUUUGGGAUUUUAACUAGCUGAUAGAUUAAUUAUUUUGACAAAUAAUGCGAUUUCUUAUUAUUUAAAUCUUAAUUUAGAUACAUGGUUUUGAAUAAAGUUAGAGUUUGUCGGCAAUAAACGAGUAUAGUCAUGGCUAUAGCGCACGCGGCCACGGAGUACGUGUUCGCGGAUUUUGUGCUGAAGGACCCGGCGUCAGAAAACAGGUAUAAAGGCAUUCGCUUAGAUUUAGCCCUGGAUAAAAUAGUCACCUGUGUCGCCGUGGGUCUACCUUUGCUUCUCAUUUCUCUAGCCUUCGCUCAGGAAGUUUCUGUCGGUACACAGAUCAGUUGUUUCGCCCCUACAGCGUUCUCAUGGCGUCAGGCAGCUUACGUGGAUUCAUACUGUUGGGCAGCAGUGCAGAAACAGGACACUGGAGGCCUUCCUUUAUGGCUGCAUAAGUUUUUCCCUUAUAUCCUGCUGCUGGUGGCAGUGUCAGUUUACAUGCCAGCGUUGUUUUGGCGGUUUACAGGAGCCCCGGUGCUUUCUUCUGACCUCACAUUUAUAAUGGAAGAACUGGACCGUUCCUACAACAGAGCCAUCAAAUUGGCUAAAUGCCUUCACACUGCAGGAAAAGUAGAAACACCGCCAGCUCCAGUGGAUACAAACAGCUCUGUGAUAGACCUCACUGAGAGCUAUUUUAAAUAUCCUCUGGUGGAGCAGUACUUGAGGACCAAGCGCUACUCUAAAGGAUUACUGAUCCGCUACCUUCUUUGCCGCACCAUCACUGUCUUGGCCCUCACUCUAGCCUGCAUCUACCUUUGCUAUUACAUCAGCCUCUCCACCACCGAUGAGUUUUCGUGUGACAUCCGCUCUGGUGUGGUUGUCAAUGACUCCUCCGUGCCUCCAGCCCUGCAGUGCAAGCUAGUUGCUGUGGGCAUCUUUCAGCUCCUGAGCUACAUCAAUCUUUCAGUGUAUUUGCUGCUGUUGCCAUUGUGCAUGUUUGCCAUGUUGGUUCCAUUCAGAAGGACCAAGGGCUUCCUGAAGCCUUUCGAGAUGUUGCCCACAAUAGGUGUGAUGCAGUUUGGGCAGGCGACCUGGGAUGAUCUUGCUCUGUAUCUGCUGUUUCUGGACGAGAACCUCAGUGAGCUGAAGAGCUAUAAGUGCCUUAAGGUAUUAGAGUUGUUAAAAGAGCAGGGAGAUGAGUCUUUUGACCCCAUGUUGCUGUUGCGGACACUUGGACAGGUUAAAACAGAUGUGGUGGACGGCAGAUUACCGCAAAAGGACCAGAAAAUCUCCAGCACUAAUAAUGGGGACACAGAGCUGAAAGAGUUUGCUCCUCUGCUGCCGGAGGACUGCUUGCGAAAGCAUGAAGACGACAAGGCUGUCCGCCAGAGGGUCAUCUAAAUAGCCAUUUAUAGCAUAUGCUGACUGUCUGCAUUGUAAUGACAAGUGGAGGAGAAACAAUGUGAAAGUUUUGUCCUUUCUUAAAUGACUAAGUUUGCACAAAAAUUCAGUUUUUGUGCUUUUUGUAAUGGGGGGGGGGGGGGGG